Molecule: messenger RNA, 1871 nt
Organism: Cornus florida
Lineage: Eukaryota; Viridiplantae; Streptophyta; Magnoliopsida; Cornales; Cornaceae
Product: actin-related protein 8
Exons: 12
Coding region: 121-1542 (473 amino acids)
Molecular function (GO): protein binding
Source: RefSeq, a predicted model, not a curated record
CACUUUCUUCUUUGAAAUUAAUUCCAAAAAAUAUCUCUGUGAAAUUCCCCAAUCAUCAAUUCAAUUCCAACAAAACUGCAAUUCCCAUCACAGACAUGGCGAAUUGAUCGAUCAGAGUCGAUGUCGAUGCUUCUGAGAAAGGUAUGGGGAUCAGUCUCGAGCCGUUCGAGCUCCAACUCAUCGUCAUCGUCCGAUCGACCAACACAACAGCACCAGCUGCUGUGGGUUCAGUCCUCCGCUGGGGCAUUUGAUCGAAUACCUAAUGACAUAUUCAUGCAAAUCUUGAAGUUCGUCGGACCGAAAGAGGCGGCCAAACUGAGCGUGGUCUGCAAAUCAUGGAAGCUCAUCGUCUCCGACAAUCUGCUCUGGAUAUACUUCCUUCGGAACCUGCACGAGUCGUGGGACUCCGUCUUCUUCGCCGAAACUCAGUUGCGAUCUGGUUAUACUCUUCAAUCAUUUCCUAAUCAAAUGUCUCAGUUGUCAUUUAUGCAUAUCUAUGGUCAGCGAGUACAAGUCUCUGGUUCCGUCAUUAUCGACGGUGGUUCCGGUUAUUGCAAGUUUGGUUGGAGCAAAUACGCUUCUCCAUCUGGCCGCUCCGCAACAUUUUUGGAAUUUGGUAACAUCGAGAAUCCAAUGUACUCUAGACUUCGGCAUUUUUUUGCAACAAUUUAUAGCAGGAUGCAGGUGAAAACUUCUUCGCAGCCAAUUGUUGUGUCCAUUCCAAUCUGCCAUUAUGAUGAUACUGAAUCUGCCAAAGCAGCUAGAAGACAGCUAAAAGAAGCCAUCUACUCGGCUCUGUUUGACAUGAAUGUGCCUGCUGUUUGUGCCGUCAAUCAGGCAACUUUAGCUUUAUAUGCAGCAAGACAGACUUCAGGAAUUGUUGUUAAUAUUGGUUUUCACCAGACAUCAGUUGUUCCAAUUUUACAUGGUAAAGUAAUGCGCAAGGUUGGUGUGGAAGUCGUGGGGAUGGGAGCAUUGAAACUUACAGGAUUUCUUAGGGAGCUGAUGCAACAGAGAAAUAUAAAUUUUGGCUCGCUGUAUACUGUACGCACAUUGAAAGAGAACCUAUGUUAUGUUGCUCUUGAUUAUGAAUCUGAGCUAUGCAAAGAUACACAUAAAUCAUUUGAAGUUGCGGCAGAAGGUUGGUUUACUCUAUCAAAAGAACGUUUCCAAACAGGCGAGAUUCUAUUCCAGCCACGCAUUGCUGGAGUGCGUGCAAUGGGUUUGCAUCAGGCAGUGUCGCUUUGCAUGGACCAUUGCCAAGCUGCAGAAUUAACCGGUGAUGAUGAUUGGUUCAAGACCGUAGUUUUGGCUGGAGGGUCGGCUUGUUUGCCAGGACUUGCAGAAAGGCUAGAGAAGGAACUCCAAGGACAUCUUUACCCACCCAUUUCCAGUGGAAUAAGAGUCAUUCCUCCUCCUUAUGGUGCAGAUUCUGCAUGGUUUGGGGCAAAGCUUGUCAGCAAUUUGAGCACUUUCCCUAAUUCCUGGUGCAUAACAAAGAAGCAGUUCCGACAAAAGUCCAGACGCAGCCUAAUAUGGUGAAAGUGUCCCAACUCAUUUACCUAGUACUGUGAGAUUUUAAGAUAUUAGAUGUCAGGUGAUACUGUUACUUUGUUAUCUGAAAAUAGGGAAGCCGUUAUUCUUAAUUUUGAAGUAUGAGCAUAUAUAUAUAUCUUGUAAUUUGGUGGGUCACAAUGGCAAAGUAAUGUAUAUGCCAUGCAGAUGAAAUGUAAUAAUGUACAGCAUAAUGUUAUGUUUACGCGGCCACCAUUCACGUGGGAUUAAAUCAAGGAUGAUAAUAAUGAUACGGUGAUAUACUCAAAUUUGUAUGAAUAAGUUAAAUUUUACUGGGAUAUCAUUUAUUUUCUCAA